GUGCAGACGGACCGAUGAAAGCGGAAGUCGACCUGUGUACUGGAAGAUGCACGAUGUCCUUGCCUGCUUCAAUUUGAGAUAACGUGCAUUUUAAAACAUAAAUCCUUGUCUGGUGGAGGUUAAGGUUACCGAUUUGGCUGUUAAAAGCAUAAUACAUCAUGCCUCUGCAUAAAUACCCCCCCAAAAUGUGGGAUGCCCUGAAAAUGAAGCAGGGCAUCUAUGCUCGUCUCCCUCAACACUACCUCAAGUCCCUCGAGAAGAAAGAGCCCACGCCUGUCCACUGGAGGCCCCUGGGUGUUGAGUACCGAGCCAACCCGAAGACCGGAUUGAAGGAACGGGUACAAGAUGUCCCAAUCCCCAUCUACUACCCUCCCCACUCCCAAGACGGCCUAUGGGGAGGAGAAGGCUGGAUAUCAGGCUACAGAUAUGCCAACAAUGACAAAAUGUCCAAUCGUAUGCGGAAGACCUGGAAACCACAGCUGCUUAAGAGAGACCUGUACAGUGAGAUCCUCAAUCACAAGUUCACCAUCACAGUCACAGCUCGCACUCUGAACUUCAUCGACGCUGCCUUUGGCUUUGACUUCUAUAUACUCAAAACACCGAAAGAAGACCUGAACUCCAAGCUGGGGAUGGACCUGAAGAGGGCGAUGCUGCUUCGUCUGGCACGAAGAGACACAGAACUUUACCCCGACGACCCCGUCACAAGAGAAAAGGUCUACAACAAAUACAAGCAGUUUGAGAUCCCAGAGGAGGAGGCAGAGUGGAUCGGUCUGAAUCUGGAGGAGGCCGUGGAGAAACAGAGGCAGCUGGAGUACAAGGAACCUGAGCCUUUAUUUAAAGUCUAUGUGGACAAGCUGGUGGAGGAGCUUCACAUGAGGAAGAUGCUGGAGCCACAUGUCACAGACAAGAAGUGACCACCUGAACCGUCUAAGACUAAAAGAUUAAGUAGGUUGAACUAUCAAGCUUCCCCAGAUGGGGGUGGGAGAUUGAGUCACCAUUUUCAGUCCUGACUGCACGCCCUGGAGAACUCCUGCAGUUUCUGCUUUUAUUUCCAUCUGGCCGGAUACAAAGGUGGAAGUGGCCAAAGAACUGAAGUCAUAUUGGACUAAAGCAUAUUUAUUUCAGUUGUGGUGUAUCUCCCCUGACAGUGAACAGUCUUACAUGAUGUAAUUCAGGAAUUGAGGGAAAAGCUUCAGUAUCAGUGUAAAUUCUCCCCAGCCAGCUGUGGUAAGUAUAGGACACCUAAAAAAAAAUAAAAUAAAGAUUUCCUUUUUAUUUCUUAAA
Molecule: messenger RNA, 1284 nt
Organism: Stegastes partitus (bicolor damselfish)
Lineage: Eukaryota; Metazoa; Chordata; Actinopteri; Pomacentridae
Gene: mrpl28
Product: mitochondrial ribosomal protein L28
Exons: 6
Coding region: 159-914 (251 amino acids)
Cellular component (GO): mitochondrial large ribosomal subunit
Molecular function (GO): structural constituent of ribosome
Source: RefSeq, a predicted model, not a curated record